AUUACUUUGCAAAUGAGUUAAUUAACACCUUCUUCCCCUGCAACCAAACCAAAGACACUAAAACCAACACAAUUAGUCUACAAUCAAAGUGAGCGAAACCAAAAAGAAAAAGAAGGGAAAUUAAUUUAUAAUCUAAUUACCAUCGUUGUUAAUCCGAGUGUUUGAUUUUUCUCAUUGUAAUCAUGAAACCGGGAAAAUCAUUCAUCUAAAUUAACCUCAUGGGGUUUAGAUUAACUGGUAAAGAAGAAGAGAAAGAAAAAUUUUCUCAUAUCAAAUGAAAGCAAAAAGAAAAAGAGAUUAACAGAGGAAAAGAAAGAGGAAAAGAAAGAGACAAGAACGAAACAAUUUAAGUCUGUCUUCAUCCAGAGAGAAUCUUGUUUACAUCUCCCUUUCUCUCUUUAUCUUCAAUCUUCUUCUCUUUCAUUUUUCUCUUCCAUUUCUAUGUAGAAAACGCAACAUUUACCUCACUCACUCUCUCUUCAAUUUGUGAUUGUUUGUUAUUCAUUUACUAUUUUCCGCAAAUCUCAUCAUAUAGAAAAUUCUAUCUGAUUGAACAGUUAAUUGUUAUCAAAUUUUCGACAAUGUCCAACAUUUGUAUGAAAAGCUCUCAAAUUUGCUGAUCAACUUUCCUCUUUCUCUUUUUCUCUUGUUUUCAUUUUCUCUUCCUUUUACAUUUACAAAUCUCCUAUCAUCAUGUCAAUUUCACCCAAUUGUUUAUUGUUAAUUUGAUCAUUUUCCAUUCUAAUUGUUACUAAUUCUCAACAAACACCACACACACACACACCUAACUGCUAUUGUUUACAAGGCGAAAUGACUCGGUGAACCUUAUUUACCAAUUAUCUCGACAAAGGAUGUCCUCUGCCUCUUCAGCAUCAUCAUCAUCUUCUAGUGAUGACGAUGUUAUCCUUAAUCGAGAAGAUAACAAAGGAAUCAUCAUCUGCAAUAGACCCAAUCAAUUAAAUGCUCUAAAUCUCUCAAUGGUACGAAAAAUUUAUCCCCAAUUAAGGAAAUGGGAGAUGGACAAUUCAAUGAAAAUGGUUAUAAUCAAGGGAACCGGUGAUAAAGCUUUUUGUGCUGGUGGUGAUAUCAAAGUGGUAGCUCAAAGUGGUAAUGGAUCACCGCUUGGAUUAGAGUUUUUCCGUGAAGAAUAUCGUCUAAACAAUCAGAUCGGUUCCAUGGCUAUUCCCUAUGUGGCAUUGUUAAACGGGAUUGUUAUGGGUGGUGGUGUUGGAUUAUCUGUUCAUGGAGCUUAUCGAGUAGCCACUGAGAAAGCCGUUUUCGCUAUGCCUGAAACUGCUAUCGGCUUUUUCCCCGAUGUCGGUGGAUCUCAUUUUUUACCUCGUCUACCUGGUAAACUUGGUAUUUAUCUUGCAUUGACUGGUGCCCGUUUACAUGGUAGGGAUCUAUUUAAAGCAGGAAUCGCCACUCAUUUUGUUUGCUCUGAUCGUCUGGAAGAAUUGGAAAGUGACCUGCUCAGAAUGAAAGUUCCAGAUUUAAAGGGAAUUGAUUCUCUAUUGACAAGGUAUCAAGAACAAUGGGAAGCCGAUUAUAAGAAAGAGUUCUCAUUAAAGCAAUACAAAGGUAGAAUCAAUUCAGCCUUUGGUGCCGAAUCGGUUGAACAGAUUAUGGAAAAUUUGUCGAAAGAUUCAUCCGAUUGGAGUAAACAACAACUCGAAAUAUUGAAUUCAGUCUCACCUACAAGUUUAAAAGUCACUUUCAAAGCGUUACAACAAGGUGCAAUGAUGUCCUUACCCGAUUGUCUUAAAAUGGAAUAUCGAAUCGCCCAUAAAAUGAUGCACGAAUCGGACUUUUUCGAAGGAGUCAGAGCUGCUCUAAUUGAUAAAGAUAAAUCGCCUAAAUGGAAACCAAGUAAACUUGAAGAUGUAACUGAAGAUCAAGUUAACGCUUAUUUCAAUCCAUCAGAUCCACAAUUUAAAGAGUUACAAUUGUAGUAAUUGAUGAUGGUAAUGAUAACUAAUUACUAUUACAAUUAUUAUAAAUAUAUGCUGAUGAAAUGAAGUUAAUAUUUUAAAUUGAAAAAUCCUCUAAACAUAAACCAAUAUACAACAAAGACACACAAGGAAAAAGGAAAAAACAAAAUUACCAAUGAUUACAAUUAAGAAGACACAAUAUCAAAUGUUGGAUAUGAUACAAUUUAUUUAAAAUCUAAUCAAAUGGUUGAUUAACCAGAUGAUCGGAAAAAAGAUAGAGAGAAAGAGAGUAAAGUUUGGAGAUCAAUCAAAAGGCUUAAUUGUGAAGAGAUGACGAGAAAUUUUGAGAAGCAUCAUCAUCAUAAUCAAAUGAAGAAGAAGAAAACAAAAUAUCGAAAAAGGAAAAGUUAAUCAAUUACCAAGUUAUAUCAUCGUGGUUAAUGAUUAACUUUCCAUUAACACAAUUUAAAGAAGCACAAACUCAAAUUGUUUAAAGAAAAUGAGUUAAUUGUGUAUGCGGUGAAUUGGAGGACACAAUUAUCAUUGGACAAUGGACGAAAACUUGAUAAACGAAAAUUAUCUUAAAUUAGUUGUGAUUUAAUAAGCAAUUUACUUCUCCUUCCUUGUCGAAGGUGGAAAAUCUGAUAAAUAUAUUGUUGAUUCCAUAAGUUUCUUCCCUUCGCCCUCUUCCCAACCCACUCCGACUUCGUUACUGUGGAAAACUAAAUAAUCCAACUCUCGAAAAGUAAUGAAAAUGCCAAAAUAAACGAAAAAAAAAACUCGUAGAAUGUCAAAUGUUUGUAAAUUGUUGGUAAUCAAUUCAACUCAGUGAGAAUUAAAAUUAGCAAAUUGAUUAUUAUAAUCAAA
Molecule: messenger RNA, 2798 nt
Organism: Panonychus citri (citrus red mite)
Lineage: Eukaryota; Metazoa; Arthropoda; Arachnida; Trombidiformes; Tetranychidae
Gene: Hibch
Product: 3-hydroxyisobutyryl-CoA hydrolase, mitochondrial-like
Exons: 6
Coding region: 852-1952 (366 amino acids)
Biological process (GO): L-valine catabolic process
Cellular component (GO): mitochondrion
Molecular function (GO): 3-hydroxyisobutyryl-CoA hydrolase activity
Source: RefSeq, a predicted model, not a curated record